Messenger RNA from Didymosphaeria variabile, 1851 nucleotides. RefSeq lists its product as uncharacterized. The coding region runs from base 1 to 1851 and encodes 616 amino acids. Gene Ontology annotation, biological process: fatty acid metabolic process. The transcript has a single exon. Lineage: Eukaryota; Fungi; Ascomycota; Dothideomycetes; Pleosporales; Didymosphaeriaceae. Gene Ontology annotation, molecular function: oxidoreductase activity, acting on the CH-OH group of donors, NAD or NADP as acceptor; NAD+ binding. The record is from RefSeq and is a predicted model, not a curated record.
AUGCCACAUGCUACAUCCUCUGAUCGGGAGAUCAGGAAUGUUGCCAUCAUAGGUUGUGGCUCAAUCGGUGCCUCGUGGGCAGCUCUCUUCCUUGCCCAGGACCUGACUGUCACUGUUUACGACAUAAAUCCUUCGACUGAAAUAUUCCUUCGCACGAUCGUAUCGACCGCCCUCCCUACUCUCAAAUCGUUGGGCCUUCUCAAGAACUCCUCGGCAAAGGCGGACGACAUCGCCUUCACGACCAACCUGCAGGAAGCACUUAGCAACGCCGACUUUGUGCAGGAAAAUGGACCCGAGAGACUGGAGUUCAAGCAAAAUCUAUUCACAGAUAUUGCGAGACACGUUGCAGAAGAUGUUAUUAUCGCAACCAGCUCAAGUGGAUUGCUGUGCUCCGACAUCCAAGAGGGCAUGCCCACGGAAUCGAAACCAGAGCGCUGCGUUGUCGGCCAUCCAUUCAACCCUCCGCACCUCAUUCCUCUGGUCGAAGUUGUGGGCGGUCGGUUCACGUCAAGAUCCACCAUCAACAGGUCCCUCGGAUUCUACGAGAACGUGGGAAGGAAGCCAAUCUAUUUGCAGAAAGAAGUCCCGGGCCAUAUCGCAAAUCGUUUGCAGGCGGCAAUUUUCCGUGAAAUAUUUCACAUUGUUCGGAACGACAUAUGCACUGUGAAGGACAUUGAUGAUGCCAUGGCAUUUGGGCCUGGACUGAGAUGGGGCGUUAUGGGUCCCAGCACACUGAUGCAUCUGGCUGGUGGCGAGGGUGGAGUCGAGCACAUGGCAAAUCAUCUACUGCAGCCGUUGACGACGUGGUGGGCCCAAGAUCAUCCGGUGGUAGACGACGAGCUGAAGAAUAAGUGGGUGGCUGGUACGCUGGACGCUGUCAACGGCCGGAACUAUAUCGACUUAUCUAGGCGAAGGGACGACGAGAUAGUGCAGCUCCUGAACUUUCGGAAAGAAAAGGGAACCGAGUUCGAAACGGAGACUGAAACCAAAAAGUUGUUCAUCCUCGACACCAAUCUAUCACAGCUCCCAAACGCUUGUGGCCGCAUACAAAGCUGUAAUACGAAUGGUUCAGACUUGCACACUAUCGUCGACAAUAUGGCCGCUCUCCCGGACGGCAUCGCCAUUGACAGCGAUCGCGAGUACAUGUACUGGACGAACAUGGGCACAUCCCUCAGCGGCAACUCCGGCUCCAUUGAACGUGCACGACUCGAUGGCUCUCAUCGUGAGGUCAUUGUGGCCCCAGGCACACCCGGCGUGCAUACUCCGAAACAGAUCACUUUUGCACCUCUCAGCCGCAAAAUCUACUGGUGCGACCGUGAAGGGAUGAAAGUUUGCCGCAGCAACCUUGACGGCACGGCCAUCGAGAUCCUAGUCGAUACCGCAUCUUCGGAAGAAGCUCAUCCACAGUGCCGCUGGUGCGUCGGCAUCACAGUCGACGAAACGCGUGGCUUCUUCUACUGGAGCCAGAAAGGUGCGCCCAAGGGCAAGAUGGGUCGCAUAUUCCGCGCUCGGAUAGACGAACCGGCCGAUUGCGAGAUGGUAUUUGGCGAGCUACCGGAGCCGAUUGAUCUUGAGAUUGAUGAGGAGAAUGCGACGUUGUACUGGACGGAUCGGGGAGACCCGCCCACUGGUAACUCACUGAACCGGUCGAGGCUAGAUGGCCCGAGGAGGGAAAGAGAAGUGCUGGCUACCAGACUACAUGAAGCGAUCGGGUUGGCGCUAGACAAGGAAAAUGGCGUAUGUUAUGUGACGGAUCUCGCGGGUGGAGUGUACGAAGUCAAUGUUGAGACGAGGGAGAAGAAAGUUAUGUUUUCUGAGCUUGGUGAUCUGACGGGGGUGGCGCUUGCCUAA